Miscanthus lutarioriparius is the source of this 918-nucleotide messenger RNA. NCBI's taxonomy places the organism in Eukaryota, Viridiplantae, Streptophyta, Magnoliopsida, Poales, Poaceae. The record is from the annotation of a GenBank genome assembly.
AUGCCAGACGGCUACUCCAGGGUGACGUGGGUGGAGCACGUGGAGGCGGACGACAUGAUGGUGCACGACCUGUACCGUCCCCUGGUAUGCUCUGGGCUGGCGUUCGGCGCACGGCGGUGGGCAGCGGCCCUGGAGCGGCAAUGUGAGCGCCUUGCCAGUGCCAUGGCCAGUGGCGUCCCGGCAGGGCCUUCCAGUGGUGGAGAUGCUGUAGGUGUGGUGACAUCAGCGGAGGGACGCCGGAGCAUGCUCCGGCUGGCAGAGCGGAUGGUCGCAAGCUUCUGCAGUGGUGUGACUGCAUCGACGACGCACCAGUGGACUAAGCUGUCAGGCAGCGGCGCAGAGGAUGUGCGCGUGAUGACGCGCAAGAGCGUGGACGACCCCGGCCGCCCGCCCGGCAUCAUCCUGAAUGCUGCCACCUCCUUCUGGCUUCCUGUGCCCCCGGCGCGUGUCUUUGGCUUCCUCCGGGACGACGCCACCCGCAGCGAGUGGGACAUUCUCUCCAACGGCGGAGAUGUGCAGGAGAUGGCUCAUAUUGCCAACGGCCGUGACCACGGCAAUGCGGUCUCGCUCCUCCGUGUCAACGAGUGCUGCACAGAUGCAACGGGGUCGUACGUGAUCUACGCGCCGGUGGACGUGGUGGCCAUGAACGUGGUGCUCAACGGCGGUGACCCAGACUACGUGGCGCUUCUGCCAUCAGGGUUCGCCAUCCUCCCUGACGGGCCUGGUGCAUGUGGUGCGCCACCAGGGUUUUCUGUCCUCCCCGACGGGCCUGGUAGUGCAGGUGGUGGCGGUGGCGGAUCGCUCCUCACCAUGGCAUUCCAGAUCCUGGUCGACUCAGUGCCCACUGCCAAUUGCCCUGGCAAUGGCACAGGGAAAACGAAAAAGUUCAAACGCCCAUACAAGCCCAAGGACAACUGA